Molecule: messenger RNA, 990 nt
Organism: Daldinia childiae
Lineage: Eukaryota; Fungi; Ascomycota; Sordariomycetes; Xylariales; Hypoxylaceae
Product: putative leucine aminopeptidase 2
Exons: 3
Coding region: 1-990 (329 amino acids)
Biological process (GO): proteolysis
Molecular function (GO): metalloexopeptidase activity
Source: RefSeq, a predicted model, not a curated record
AUGAAGUCCCAGGGUUACUACGUGGAGGUCCAGCCCUUCCACGAUUUGAUACAGAUCAACGGCAAAGCUACCUUGUGGGCGAACGGUGAAGCUUUCGAUGUUGAGCCGAUGGGAUGGUCUCCCGAAUGCGCUUUUACUGAACGCCCCCUCGUAGCCGUUGAUGGGGUAGGAUGCAAAGCUGCUGACUAUCCACAAGAGGCUUUAGAGUCGGUCGUGAUGGUCGGUGCAGGCGGCUGUUCUCUCUCUGACAAGUCAAUAGCCGCGGGUGAAGCUGGAGCCAUAGGCCUCUUAAUUUCAAGCGCAGGCAUCAACGACAAUGCCAGUGGUGUAGCCAGUCUUCUGGAAAUAGCCACACAGCUUUCGAGGUUCAAAACGAACUCGACAGUUAAGUUCGCCUUUUGGACAGCCUCAGAACCAUGCUUGCUAGGCUCCAAACAUUGGAUGUAUACUGCCCACAAGGAGGAGCUUCAGAAGAUACGCCUUUACCUCGAUGCCAACAUGCUUGGCUCACCCAAUGGCGCCCUCAAGGUAUAUGAUGGGCAUGGUUCCUCUUUCGGGACGCCUGGACCGCAUGGCUCAGGAGAAGCCGAGAUAACUCUAACACAGGGGUUCGAGGCUCAGGGCGUCAACUUCACAAGGACCGAGAUCAGCAACCGCAGCGACUACGCCACAUUUUUUGAUGCCAAAAUCCCUUUUGCAGGUCUUUUCAGCGGCGCCAACGGAUUAAAGACAUGGAAGGAGGUCGGUAUGUUCGGAGGUGACGCCGGGGUUCCAUACGACGCAAACUAUCACGAGAGAGACGAUAACAUACAGAAUAUCAAUAUGACAACCUUGUUACAAAACACAAAGGCAUUGGCCCAUGCCGUCGGAGUUUACGGAAGAAGCCUUGACAACUUUCCGGCAUCAGCGAUCCGGCAUUACGGCACGUCAACGGAAUAUCUAUACCCACUGUUGACCUCAGCAUGGGUUGCAUACUACUUGUUAUCCUAA